This is a messenger RNA of Aspergillus wentii DTO 134E9, 2325 nucleotides long. RefSeq names its product M13 family metallopeptidase. The transcript is spliced from 6 exons. The record is from RefSeq and is a predicted model, not a curated record. Gene Ontology annotation, cellular component: plasma membrane. NCBI's taxonomy places the organism in Eukaryota, Fungi, Ascomycota, Eurotiomycetes, Eurotiales, Aspergillaceae. Gene Ontology annotation, molecular function: metalloendopeptidase activity. The coding region runs from base 1 to 2325 and encodes 774 amino acids. Gene Ontology annotation, biological process: protein processing.
AUGCCUAGCCCAUCCCUUAGCCAGGAUGAGUUCGAGGGCGACUCUCUUUUAAAGGAUACGUCGUCUUUCGAUUACGAGAAGCGCCUGCCUCUCUCGAACGAUAAGCCUUGUGGCAAUGGCCGUUGUCGCUGGAAAGCCAUCCGUCAUAGGUACCAGGGAGCUUGGCCCUCUCUGAUUCGGUAUACGGUAUUUGCUAUCUUGUCGUUCACUUCUGCCGCCUAUUACUUCUGGAGAAUAUUGCCCGACAAUCCAUCCGAAACCGUUCCCCCACAUCCCGUGACACCUUCGGUCUGCGAGUCACCUGAAUGUGUACACGCUGCAUCGGAAAUUCUUUAUAGUCUCGACCCAAACCACUCCAACAUCGAUCCUUGUACCGAUUUUGAUCAAUAUGUCUGUGGAGGCUGGAGAGAACGCCAUGAUAUGCGUCCCGACCAGGGAUCCAUCUUUGCUGGAACCUACAUGUCAGAAAACGCCGAGACCCGACUGCGUCACAUUUUGGAGUCCUCUGAAGCUCCCGAGUCCGCGGAUUCGGAGAACUUUGAAAAGUUAAAGGCUGCCUAUGAUGCUUGCCUUGACGAGCCUGCGAUCAAAAAGCGAGGAAGCAAGCCGCUUGAUGAUAUUCUGGCCGAUAUUGAAAAGAUAUAUCCAGCCAGCUCUGCUUCUAGCACGGGUACCAAGGACGGUCUGACCGAGCUCCAGCUCCAUUUACUCGAGUCCGGUAUUGAUGGACUGACUUCUCUUGGUGUUUCUCCGGAUGAUCGCAACCCAGAUACUGUUGUUAUCUUCGUAUCUCCACCCGAUGAGAUAGGGCUCCCAUCUAGGGAGUAUUAUAACAACACUCAAACUGUUGCCGAUUAUACGAAAGUGGUUGAAAAGGUCCUCAAAAGCUUCGCCGACAGCAAGAAAAAGUUGGCCCGUGAUGUCGUGACCUUUGAAGCAAAACUCGCCAACGUGACUCCGGAUACACAAACCCUGGAGGAUAUCACCCAAACCUAUAACCCAUUUACCAUCGACGAGACCAAAUCGUUGCUUCCGGAAAUCUCCCUUUCCGAGAUAAUCUCGGUGCUGGCGCCGUCUGACUAUAAAAGUGAUCGUAUAAUCGUUUCGUCACCAUCAUAUAUGAAGUCUUUGUCGGAUCUUCUGGGCGAAACUUCUAGAGAAACUCUUCAAUUGUUCUUCAAGUGGAAGACCAUCCAGGCCCUUGCGGGUGGCAUUGAAGACUCAAAAGUACAGCCUCUGCGGGAGUUUAACAACAAACUCGCAGGAAAAGACCCCCAGGCCACCGAAGAGCGAUGGCGAAAAUGCAUCAACUCCCUGGAUGAAGGACUCGGAUGGAGUUUGAGUCGGUUUUUUGUUUUGGAUGCCUUCUCAGAGAGCUCAAAGAAGCUCGGGGACCAAAUUGUGUCUGACAUCAAGGAGCGCUUCGUGUUUGUUCUUCACCAGACGAGCUGGAUGUCCCCCGAAGUGAGAAAGCUGGGCAUUCAGAAAGUUGGAAACAUCAUCCAGAAGAUUGGAUUUCCCACCAAAAGCCCCAACAUCACGGAUCCGGCGGAUGUAAAAGAACAUUACAAAGACCUGGAGGUAUCUAACAAGACGUACUUCGAGAACGAAUUGGCAGCUACAAAAUUCGACAUUCGCAGACGAUGGGCGAAGUUGGGCAAGCCGACUGACCGUGAUGAAUGGGAUAUGACCGCUCCCACCGUCAACGCCUACUAUAACCCCGCUGGCAAUGAGAUCGUCUUCCCGGCUGGGAUCAUGCAACCGCCUGUUUUCUGGGGUUCUUCUUCUCCAUUGUACUUGGCUUAUGGUGCUUUCGGCGCCGUUAGUGGGCAUGAGCUUUCACAUGCUUUUGAUUCGACCGGUAGACAUUAUGAUGAGAUUGGCAACUACACUAACUGGUGGGACGAGAAGACGAUCGAGGCCUUUGAAGAGCGGGCUCAAUGUUUUGUCGACCAAUACUCCGACUUUACCGUCCCCGGACGGGACGGCAAGAUACUGCACGUCAACGGACGUCUCACGUUGGGGGAGAAUAUCGCAGACGCUGGAGGGCUAGCGGCGGCAUUCCACGCCUGGAAGAAGCGCGAUGAAGCAUCACCCGAUCCGGCGCUACCGGGACUGUCUGCAUUCAGUAAAGAGCAACUCUUCUUUGUGUCGUAUGCCAACUGGUGGUGUGGCAAGACGACGGACGAGGCGGCUGAAAGGGCGAUCUAUACCGAUCCCCAUGCGCCCAAAUCCGCCCGCAUUAUUAAUACAAUGGCGAAUUCCCGGGAAUUUAAAGAGGCAUUCAACUGUCCUGCGAAGGAACCUGUUUGCAAACUCUGGUAG